Messenger RNA from Moneuplotes crassus, 798 nucleotides. The record is from the annotation of a GenBank genome assembly. NCBI's taxonomy places the organism in Eukaryota, Ciliophora, Spirotrichea, Euplotida, Euplotidae.
AAAUAAUUUACUUAUGGAAAUGUCAAGCACUAGUAUUAACUCACAGCUCGAUAAUGUGAGUUCUAGUCGUUCUCAAAGAGAGCAUGCAGGGUAUCAGAUCCUAACAAGUAGAAGAUCUCAGAGAGCAACAAAGAGGAUAAUUGAUGAUACUUACUCUAGUAUUGGUAGAUGUCAUCUUUGAGAUAUGGCUUACUCAUCUUAUCACCUCUACCAAUGUCCUCAGAAGAGGUGUAAGGAGAACUUCUGAUUCAAGUGCUUGAAUAAAUACCACUUCGGCCUCUCCAAGAAGCUGUUUGAAGUGAGUUGUCGCAAACCCAAUCAGCCAUGAAUUAUAUGCUCCGGUAAAUGUCUAUGUCGACAAUGAGAAACAAAAGCCAUCUCAGAUGACUUAGAGAAAAUGAAAAAUCUUGUCAAAAUUUCAUCAGCUCCAUCUCAAAAUAUUAGUGAUAGUAAAGCUGUGGUCUGUGGUAAUGCAGGCUGUCCCCCAAACAGAAAGAAUUUAAAUGUAGAAGAAAGUGAAGAAAUUACUGUCGACAGUCCAAUGGUACCUGAAGAUAACUCUAAACAAGUGUCGACAAAAUUUAAUGAAGUUGAGGGAUCCAAAAUAGUGCCUUACUCUAUGUUUGAUUUGGCAUGGGCCCAACAGCAGAUUAAGAAGAAGGAUAUUGAGAACCUUAUUAAAGCUCAAAUGAGCACGAGGUAUCAAGGCCAUGAAUAGAUCACAAUUUUUCCGGAAAGAAUAAUUUCUAACACAUUUUUUAAUUAAACUCAUAAUCAGUACCACCAAGCUAUCCAAUA